Molecule: messenger RNA, 2080 nt
Organism: Culicoides brevitarsis
Lineage: Eukaryota; Metazoa; Arthropoda; Insecta; Diptera; Ceratopogonidae
Gene: UGP
Product: UTP--glucose-1-phosphate uridylyltransferase
Exons: 4
Coding region: 132-1700 (522 amino acids)
Biological process (GO): UDP-alpha-D-glucose metabolic process; glycogen metabolic process
Cellular component (GO): cytoplasm
Molecular function (GO): UTP:glucose-1-phosphate uridylyltransferase activity
Source: RefSeq, a predicted model, not a curated record
CAAUUCAACGAGUCAUCCAUCGAAGUCGACGAUUUUUUUUAUCGUUAUCGCGCCCAUUUGACCCACAUUAGAAAGUUUUAUCGGAACUGCGGAGUUCAUUAAGUCGAAAAUUGUCGUUGCCAGAGGAAGCAAUGUUGGAAAUUUUGUCGAACGGAACGCCGCCGAGCAAUUUAAACUUGUUAGAGGUUCGCAGCGGGCAUCAACGCGGUCCCUCUGAAACACGCGAAUUUCACGAACUAACAAAACGCGAUGCGCAAAUCCGCUUGGAAAAAGAGCUCGACAAUCUGCUAGACACCGUCGACGAUCCCGAUCGCAAACACGAGCUACGCAACGAAACUUCCCGUUUUGCGCAACUCUUCAAUCGUUUCCUCCAAGAAGACGGUCCUUCCGUAUCAUGGGACAAAAUCGAAAAACUCCCCGAAGGCGCUGUGCGCGACUACAAAACACUCACCGCACCUGCCGCCAGCGACAUCAAGUACAUGCUGAACAAAUUGGUUGUCAUCAAGCUGAAUGGCGGUCUCGGAACCUCCAUGGGAUGUCACGGGCCCAAAUCCGUAAUUCCCGUGCGAAACGACUUGACGUUCCUCGAUUUGACGGUGCAGCAAAUUGAGAGUUUGAACAAACAGUAUGACGCCGAUGUGCCACUCGUGUUGAUGAAUUCCUUCAAUACGGACGAGGAUACGGAAAAAGUCAUCCGGAAGUACAAGGGAUUCAAGGUGAAGAUCUACACAUUCAAUCAGAGUUGCUUCCCGCGCAUCAGUCGUGACUCGUUGCUGCCUGUGGCGAAGGAUUACGACGUUGAUAAGUAUUUGGAAGCUUGGUAUCCUCCAGGUCACGGUGACUUUUACGAAUCAUUCGCACAAUCCGGUCUCCUGAACCAAUUCAUUUCCGAGGGACGUGAUUAUUGUUUCCUCUCCAACAUCGACAACUUGGGUGCUACUGUCGACCUGAACAUCCUCAAUCGUCUCAUUCAGGAACAAGCGACGGGCAAACCGCUGGAAUUCGUCAUGGAAGUCACAGACAAGACACGCGCUGACGUCAAGGGCGGUACUUUAAUCCAAUACGAGAACAAACUUCGCCUCCUUGAAAUCGCACAAGUCCCGCCAGAGCACGUGGACGACUUCAAAUCUGUCAAAACGUUCAAAUUCUUCAACACAAACAACAUUUGGGCCAAACUCACCUCCAUCGAGCGCAUUUUGCGCGAAGGUCGUCUCAACAUGGAAAUCAUCGUAAAUCCCAAAACGCUCGAAGGCGGCUUACGUGUCGUACAACUCGAAACUGCCGUCGGUGCCGCAAUGAAAUGCUUCGAAGGCGCCAUCGGCAUCAACGUGCCACGUGAUCGUUUCUUGCCCGUGAAAAAAUGCUCCGAUCUCUUGCUCGUCAUGUCCAACUUGUACAGCCUGCAAAACGGAUCGCUCAUCAUGUCGCCGCAACGCAUGUUCCCAACGACGCCACUCGUCAAACUCGGCGAAAAUCACUUUAGCAAAGUCAAGGAAUUCCUUUCGCGUUUCGCAAACAUCCCGGAUAUCAUUGAGCUGGAUCACUUGACGGUAUCGGGCGACGUAACGUUCGGGCGAGGCGUUUCGUUGCGCGGCACUGUAAUUAUUAUCGCGAAUCAUGGCGAUCGUAUUGAUAUCCCGCCAGGCGCCAUCUUGGAAAAUAAAAUCGUUUCGGGUAACAUGCGGAUUUUGGAUCACUAAACAAUCAUCUUUUGCGCGGGAAAGCCAUACUCGACAUCAGGGAUGACAAUUUUAAUCGUUUUUAUUAAAUUUAGAGAGAAAAUUUUACAAAAACAAGAAAAAGUUGAGAGUGCAAUUUAAACUUUUUGACUUUUUAUCGUUUUAUUUAUUCGUGAGCUUAAAUUUAGAGCUUUUAUUGUUUGAGAAUUUGUGUUCAUUUGUUAUUUUUUUGUACAAAUUAAGCUCAACUAUGUUAUGACUGUCGUAGAAAAUGUUGGAAAAAACAACUAAAAAAUCAAAAAACCAAAAAUUAGAGAGACAAAAAGUUUGUUAAGAUUAAAGCAAUUAGUGCUCGUUUCUUGUAUUUAAUGUAGAUGAGAAUGUAAAAAAUAAAGUUAAAC